AUGAGAGGAAGCUGCAUCAGGAGCACCGGACCCGAGAGAUUUUCAGACAGUGAACCUCCAGCACCGCAAACUUGCCGAUGCAGCAUCCUGGAAGCAUCCGACCACAGUCUGACUCUGAGUCCGUCCAAAAACUCCGAGCCUCUGACCAGCUCUCCGACACCGAGCACCAUCUCUGUCAAGCGCUUCAACCCCGGCCCCGGCAAUAGGCAAAGCCAAGGAUUUGGGGCCUUCCCCUCCGGAGAUUCUCAAUCGCAUAGUAGCAGCGGCAACGAAGCGGGCAUUUCAGACGUUUCUCCAGGUGUUCCUCCGUGCUUCUCACGACUGUCUCCAUCAAAUCAGGAUUGUGCACGACUCCCUAGUUACCACGUACAAUAUCAUUCGGAAUGGCCGCGCACGCUGUUCAUCCUUCUUUGUCUUUCUCCAGACCAAGACCACACUUGCUGCCUCUCAGCCAUCUUUGGCAGGAGUAGAAGAAGCUCCUUUACAAGACUGAAUAAUAAAGGACAAGGAAUACUGCAUUUGAAGUCCUGUAAUGUUAGAGUUCUAUACAAAUCCAUUAGUAGGAUAAAUGAGCCAAUAUCAGUAUCUUCCCUCAGGCCAGAAUCCUCAGCACCAAGGCUCGGCACUGUCUGCGUGCCUGACGCUAAAUCCCCCAAAAGAGGUACUCCACUCUACGCUUUGUCACGUCAGCCAGUUCAGGGAGCACAGAGAAGAUCCUUCAAGACUGAUUACAAGGCCUCUCUGGGGAGAAAUCAUGAAACAAUAUCAGCUUUUGGGCAUCCCAAGGCCAUACCUGCUGAAACUAUAGAAGCAUCCAGAAGGCACAAAGUGCUUUGGGUCUUUUGAGGAACUGAAGAAGACCAUGCAGGCAUUGGAAAGGGCAUUCAGUGAUCCAAAGAACUUGGCAACACUGACAAUCUGAGUAUCUGGCCUGGGACUUCUCCGGCUGGGUUGAUGACAUUUCACAUUAAUUCUUUUCCUCUAUCUCCACAUGUGAUGUCUGAACUAUGUGUUACUAUUCUAACUUGCAUUGUUUAUAGAUCUUCCAUCAUUGCCUCAUGUCCAGAUGUAUCUGGACUCUGCACGAUACAUUGAGGAGCUACAAUCCUUCUUGGAGCAAGACAACUACAGCUGCCAUCGUCUCCAGUUUGGUUCUCCAAGGUUAUUUUUGUUUUUACUUUUACUGUUGAAUUCGACAGGAGGAGGUUGCGCCUUUUCCUGCAAAAAUAAACACUGGCUGCAUUCCGAAACAUUGAUUCACUUGAGAUUUGCGGAAUUCCAGAGUUAUUCCACGAGGCUCACAUAUGAUUUGACAGCGUUCCACAGACUCUCUCUAUUGCUUGAACCUGUGUCAUGUCCUCCACAUCGAAGCUGAAGGUGAGGGCUCCAACUUUGUGCAAAACUGUAGUGCAAGCAGGCAAUCAGGUGAAUGGCCAUAAGGAAGUAGAUUGUGAGGUCAAGAGCCUUAUCGUACUAGUGGACAGUUCAAUAGUUUUAUAACCAGAAAGCUAUCCUUGAGCCUUGUGCUUUCCGAGGAACUGUUAUCAGUGUAUUUUUUCAUGAC
Mobula hypostoma (lesser devil ray) is the source of this 1564-nucleotide messenger RNA. RefSeq lists its product as uncharacterized. The record is from RefSeq and is a predicted model, not a curated record. The coding region runs from base 1 to 846 and encodes 281 amino acids. Lineage: Eukaryota; Metazoa; Chordata; Chondrichthyes; Myliobatiformes; Myliobatidae. The transcript is spliced from 3 exons.